Molecule: messenger RNA, 708 nt
Organism: Cylicocyclus nassatus
Lineage: Eukaryota; Metazoa; Nematoda; Chromadorea; Rhabditida; Strongylidae
Source: the annotation of a GenBank genome assembly
AUGGUCGGACGUACUGGAUUAGCAGUAGCGAAAGCGCUACUGGCACGGCAUUGCCGUAAACUCAAGGUUUUGGCAGAAGAAUGUGAGGCGGCAAAGGAGAGCUUUAAUGAUGAAAGGGAAGACUGCAUCCAAAGCAAAGCGAUUGAGUUAGAAGAAAUGACGAAAUUAACUUCGACAAGCUUGUCGAAAUUUGCGGAGGUUGUGGACUCUAUGAGUGAAGACAGAGGAGCAAGAUCAGGAGAUUAUCUGGAAGAGGCUCAGGCAGCGAUUGAUCAUGCCGAAACUGUCACAAUUCAACUGGAACCUUUGAGAAAGUGUCUUGAACUUGUCAAAAACGCAAAAACGUCCAACACAACUACUCUCAGCAUGUCGAAACCUCUGUCCAAGUUUACUGUUGAAGUCCAACGCAAAGUGCUCCAACAUUACCUCACUCCGGGAAUGCUGGAAGAAGAAUGGCAAAUGAGGGAUACCAUUGCAGCCCUAGACGAAUGCUUAUCAAUGGAAGAAAGGAUCAAUGAAAUGAUUUCAUUUAGCACCGAAGGAAGAGCGGUCUUCAACUCGGGAAAAACCAGGAUGGGACACACCAGAGAGAAUGACUCCACGACAGCUUGCAUGUUUUGUAAUUCCACGGAUCAUAAGACAGCCACGUGCACAAGAGUUAGAUCUCAGAAAGACGCCGAAUUUUUCAAGAAUCCGAGAGAUGUUUGA